CCAACACCAACAACACUUACCAACCUCUCCCAUAAACCUCCCCAUCCCUACAAUUCAUCCCUCCAGUUCAUCCCUCCAAUUCAUCCCCAACCACAGCGAUAUCCAUAUCGCUCACCACAGAGCAUCAUCUAUCCCCCCAUCCUCACCAUGGGAACCUUCGUUUUCGAGUGGGAGCACCCGGCAUCCGAGGUCAUUGUCACAGGCACCUUCGACAACUGGGCCCAGACAGAGAAGCUACACAAGAAGGGCGACAUUUUCGAGAAGGAGGUUACGCUGCCCAGCGCGGCCGAGAAGAUAUACUACAAGUUCUUAGUCGACGGCAACUGGGUGAUCGACCACACAGCGCCGCAAGAGAAAGAUAGCCUGGGCAACCUCAACAACUACCUCACCACAGACCGCAUCAAGACACACACUCAUACUCCCGCCGCAACCGCAAUCAUGUCCGGCGUCGCUCCCAACUCCACCACCGCCGCCCUGGCAAAGGACGUGCCAAAAGAGAACGGCAGCUCCACCGCCCUCCCCGGCGCCUUCCCCGAAACCCCCGCCACGGAACCAGAGAGCUUCUCCGUGAACCCCAUCCCCGCCUCCGCCGGCAACGGCAACCCCAUCACACUCGCGCCCGGUGAGGCCGUCCCCCACCCAAGCACCAUCAACGCCAACACCAUCGCCUCCGGCGUGCACGAUGACGAGGAGCUCAAGGCAGCCGACUUGGCCAAGGAGCCAACUUACAGCGUGAACCCCAUCCCCGCCACUGCUGGCGGCGGUAACCCCAUCACCCUCGCCCCCGGCGAGCCCGUUCCCCACCCAAGCACGAUCACCGGGAACACCAUCGCCUCGACCAUCAGGACGGACAAGGAGUCCUACGAGAAGAGCGGUGGUCUCGGAACCGCGCCCUUCCAGCCUCCAGUCGUUACCCACGAGGCCGAGCGCGAUGCCAAGGGAACCGGUGUCCUAGACCUCCCGUCCACCUCUAAGGGUGGACUUAUCCCCGAAUCCAGCCUAGCAAUGGGCGAGGGCGGCGCAGGAAACUACGACGCCUGCCCAACCAUCCAAUCCGUCGGCCCCGGCGCCACCACUGCUGCCUUAGCCGGCGCCGUGCCCCUCGAGAAGAACAUCAAGGGCAAAGACACCGCGACCAUCCAAUCCGUCGGACCCUCCGCCACAACCGCUGCGCUCGCCGGCACCGUCCCCCUCGAGACGAAAGAAAGCAGCGUCCCUGACGUCGUCAAGGAGAGCCAGGAAGCUGCUAACUUCCCUCCCGAAGCGAGCGCCGUCCCAGAGGAGGUCGAGGAGAAGAAGGAGGUUGAGCGCGAACUCCUUUCCGGCGUCCCGCUCGCGCCUGUCACCUCGGAUGAUACCACCAAGGAGGCGCACGACGCCAAGUUCGGCGCUGCGGGCGCCGCGGCCGCUGUCGGUGCUGCUGUGGUAGCUGUUGGCGGCGCGGCAUUCGCGGUGGGGUCCGCGGCGAAGGAUAAGGUCAGCGAGGUUGUCGCGAAUGGGCCUAGCCCGAGCCAGGUCUCGAAAUCGACCCCGAUCGCUGACUCCAUCCGCGAGUCUAUCUCCAGCAUCAACGAGACCGCCAAGCGCCAGUCCGUAGCUGGUAUCCCAGCCGCCUCGGACGCCGUGCCAGCGCCAGUGCGCGAGUCGAUAAGCGCGGCGCAUGAGAGUCCCGAGGCUGCCGCGUACCAGGUUCCAGUGAAGGAGAAGAAGGAGGUUGAGGGCGAGCUGCUGAGGGAGGUGCCGACGGAUAUGUCGAAGGGGGAGUCUGCGCCGUCGUCGGCUGCUGGGGGGGCUGUCGCUACCGCGGCGCCGGCUAUCGCUGCACCCGCGGUUGUGGCGGCGGCGAGGGAGGAGGUGGUAGUCAGGGAGGCGUCGCUGCCGAAGGAGUCGGUGGUUAGUGAUUUGAGUGGUAUCUCGCCUGGGACGAUUCAGCCAGUUGAGAAGCAGACGAGCCCUGUAGUUACCACUGGUGUAGCAAGCGGUGUUGUCCCGGCGACGUCGAUCGGCGCGGCGCCAGCGACGCCGGCGAAGGAUUCUACGGCUGGGGUGGCGGCGACGAAGGCUGCUGCUGCUGCUUCGCCGAGGGAGUCGCCGAGUGGGAGCCCUAGUGCGGCGUUGGCGAAGGAGGCGCAGCAGAAGAAGAGGAGGAGCUUUUUUGGGAAGUUGAAGGAUAAGUUGAAGGAUUUGUAG
Messenger RNA from Pseudogymnoascus destructans, 2190 nucleotides. RefSeq lists its product as uncharacterized. Gene Ontology annotation, molecular function: protein kinase binding. The record is from RefSeq and is a predicted model, not a curated record. Bases 148 to 2190 code for a protein of 680 amino acids. Lineage: Eukaryota; Fungi; Ascomycota; Leotiomycetes; Thelebolales; Thelebolaceae. The transcript has 3 exons. Gene Ontology annotation, biological process: signal transduction. Gene Ontology annotation, cellular component: nucleotide-activated protein kinase complex; nucleus; cytoplasm.